AUGGGGUCGAAGGAAAACGGGUAUGUCUUCACAAUCACGGGCAGGAUGGAUCAGAGUGACAGUGGCUUAUAUAGGCGUCAUCAGAGGGUUAUGAAAAAUGUAAGGACCUACUGUAGGGAGUACUGCGAUUAUACGGGUAUACAUGGGUUCAGGUACUUCGGAGAAAGAAGAAGUCUUUUCGAAAAGGUCUGCUGGAUAAUUAUAUUUAUUUCGAGCCUGGUGGUGUGUAUUGGAGUGAUCUACAAAACUUAUAUAAAAUGGCAGUGUAGUCCAGUGAUAGUCAAUUUUGCAUCCGAAGAAAAGAAUAUUUACCAGAUACCGUUUCCUGCAGUGACGAUUUGUCAUGAGGUUAAAAUUUCUAGGGAGUAUUUUAAUUAUUCGAAAACUUUAAAAGCCAUUGCUCAAGGAGAAAACAUUUCAAAAGAGGAGUUGAGAAAAAAUCCUGUAUUUUCUUACGCCUGUGUAGGAUCGCAAGAGUUCUUUGACAAAUGUACUUGGAUGGGAAAGGUCUACCCGUGUUAUGAAAUAUUUCAACCGAUUGUAACUGAUGAGGGUCUCUGCAUGACCUUUAAUAUGCUGAAUAAAGAAGAUUUGUACAAAGAUAUCGUAACUUCGCAACCAAUAAAGCAGAAACACCUGAAAAUGUACAAGCCAGGAAAGGUGGAAGACUGGACUAUUGGAUAUGGUUAUGGCGAUUUGGCAGGAGUUGAAACAUAUCCUCGUAGGGCGCUACUCGCGGGAUCUGCGAAUGCAUUAAUUGUGGUGUUGCACAAAGCCAUUCGAUUUCCCACAGUGCAACAGCACUACUUCCGGAUCCCUUUGAAGAAAUCAGUCAUUGUUGCCAUCUCUCCCACUCAGCUCAUUACCUCAGAUGACGUAAAAGAAUAUAGUGUCUCCAAGAGGAAGUGUUUCUUCCAGUCCGAGAAGAGGUUGCAGUUUUUUAAACACUACACCCAAUACAACUGCAAACUGGAAUGCCUCACCAACUCAACUCUAAGAAAAUGUGGAUGUGUUGCUUUUUAUAUGCCUCAUAAUUUGGACAUGGCGGGCCUUCAGCACUCGAUCAAUACCGAAAACAACAAAAGGGACAAUUUCGAUAGCAGAUUGAAAUGCGAUUGCAGCCCAAUGUGCGCUUCCGUGGAGUACAACGUGGAAAUAACAGAAAUCGAUUACGACUGGUACAAAGAAUUCGAAUCGCUGGGAUAUGGAAACAUGGAUGACGAGGAAUAUUCGAAGUCUCAACUUAUGAUAUAUUUCAAGUCCAGCCAUUUCAUCCCGUACGAAAGGAACGAGCUUUACGGCCACUUGGAUUUUUUGGCAAAUGUGGGAGGAUUACUGGGCUUGUUUAUCGGCAUCUCCCUGCUCUCCUUCUUUGAAAUAAUUUAUUUUUUAACCCUAAGGAUCAUAUGUAAUCUUAGGCUCUACAAAAACUGGUAUGGAAAGGAAAACAAAUAA
Messenger RNA from Anoplophora glabripennis (Asian longhorned beetle), 1455 nucleotides. Its product is annotated as pickpocket protein 28-like. Gene Ontology annotation, cellular component: membrane. The transcript is spliced from 8 exons. The record is from RefSeq and is a predicted model, not a curated record. NCBI's taxonomy places the organism in Eukaryota, Metazoa, Arthropoda, Insecta, Coleoptera, Cerambycidae. Gene Ontology annotation, biological process: sodium ion transmembrane transport. The coding region runs from base 1 to 1455 and encodes 484 amino acids. Gene Ontology annotation, molecular function: ligand-gated sodium channel activity.